CUACUAUAUCCAAGUUCCAACCAACGUGUAAUGAAAAAUCACGACUCUUAACGGAUUAAAUCCAACUGGGAUUAGAGGAUAAUGUUUUGUCAAUGGAUAAGUGGAUAAUUUUUGUCAACGUAGUAAAUCAAAGUGGGAUUAAAGGAUAAAAUUUUGGUUAAUAUUUUGAAUUCAAAUUCAACUAUAACACAAACUCAAUUCGUAUUAUAUACUGUAGUUCACUAAACUCACUAAGUACAUACCUAUCGUCAUCCUUUGGUCUCUAUUGAACAUUUGAUCAAUCAAUUAAUUUGUUACCCAAUUCCAGAAAUGGCUAACGAAAAACCACCAGUUUGCGUCACCGGAGCCAACGGAUUCAUCGGUUCAUGGGUGGUCCAGACGCUCCUCAACCGUGGCUACACCACCAUCCACGCCGCCAUUUUCCCCGGUUCCGAUCCUUCUCAUCUCUACUCCCUCACCGGCGCGUGUAAUCCAAACGUGAAAAUUUCGGUCCACGAAGUCAAUAUCCUUGACGCCAAUGCCGUUUCUAAAGCAAUUGAAGGAUGCGGCGGUGGAGGUGUUUUCCACGUGGCGUCUCCGUGUACGUUGGAGGAUCCGGUGGACCCGCAGAAGGAGCUGCUAGAGCCGGCCGUAAAGGGUACGAUGAACGUGCUGACGGCGGCGAAGAAGUUUAAUGUUCGGCGCGUGGUGCUCACUUCGUCUAUAUCCGCGAUGGUGCCUAAUCCUGGUUGGCCGGGAAAUAAGGUGUUCGAUGAGUCGUCGUGGACUGAUCUUGACUACUGCAAGUCUCGCCAGAAAUGGUACCCAGUGUCAAAGACACUUGCUGAGAAGGCUGCAUGGGAAUUUGCUGAGAAGAAUGGAUUGGAUGUGGUAGCAAUUAAUCCAGCUACAUGUCUUGGUCGACUUCUCCAACCUGGACUGAAUGCAAGCUGCGCUGUUUUGCAACAACUGCUUCAGGGAUCAACAGAUACCCAAGAGUAUCAUUGGUUAGGGGCUGUGCACGUCAAAGAUGUCGCAAUGGCACAGGUUUUGUUAUUUGAGAACCCUCGUGCUUCUGGAAGACACCUAUGUACCAAUGGCAUUUACCAGUUUGGUGAUUUUGCUGAGACAGUCUCUAAACUUUUCCCUGAAUUUCGUGUCCACAGGUUCACAGGGGAAACCCAGCCAGGCUUGGUGGCAUGCAAAGAUGCAGCAAAAAAAUUGAUUGAUUUGGGACUAAUUUUCACCCCAGUUGAAGAUGCUGUUAAGGAUACAGUUGAUAGCCUUAAAGCCAAAGGCUUCCUCAAUUAAAUUAUCUUGAUCCCACUUGCUUACCCCUUUAGAAAUUCACAUGAUUCUCUUCUUUGCUUAGAUGGAUUCAUAAUAACCAUUAAAUGAAAUGAUUUAUAGCUGCCUUUUGGGUAAUUUAA
Molecule: messenger RNA, 1409 nt
Organism: Capsicum annuum
Lineage: Eukaryota; Viridiplantae; Streptophyta; Magnoliopsida; Solanales; Solanaceae
Product: cinnamoyl-CoA reductase 1
Exons: 3
Coding region: 310-1290 (326 amino acids)
Molecular function (GO): oxidoreductase activity, acting on the CH-OH group of donors, NAD or NADP as acceptor
Source: RefSeq, a predicted model, not a curated record